Biomphalaria glabrata is the source of this 2344-nucleotide messenger RNA. RefSeq lists its product as uncharacterized. The transcript has 11 exons. The coding region runs from base 372 to 1553 and encodes 393 amino acids. The record is from RefSeq and is a predicted model, not a curated record. Gene Ontology annotation, cellular component: plasma membrane. Lineage: Eukaryota; Metazoa; Mollusca; Gastropoda; Planorbidae.
UUCAUUGUUUACAUUUGAAUACGUGACUCUUGCCUUCCACUGAGUUUGUGCAGAUCUCCCAGCUAGGUCUUGACUCUAGGUCUAGGUCUUGAACAAUGUAACUGUGAUGACAGUUUCUAAAAUAUUUAUUGCCCCCACCCCACAAGCAGCUUAAUAGUAUGUAACAGCAUGAUCUAGAUCUUGUGUUGUACUAGCUUUUGCUAGGGCUAGGGAGUAGGUCACACCCAUACAUUUGAUACAUAGUAGAACUAGUGACUAGAUAUAGUAGGUGCAGCUAGUACUUUAACUAGUAACUACUCCACUGUUACACCCACUGGCAUUGCUUUCAUAUUUUAAAAAAAGUUGUUGUGUGUGUCAUUUCUCCUCCAGUCAUGUCCACGAGACCAGAAGACCUACAUCUGCGACUGAAAACAGAUUUGGAUCCUGACAUUGACAAAGAAGAUCUAGACAUGCCUCCUCAGCAAACAGAUUCCAAUCUACUUCUUCAGUUAGGCAUCAGUGCUCUAUCUGGCAUCCUAUUUGGAAUAUCAAUUGAAAAAGGAAGAGUAUUUGAACCACAGAUGAUACGAAACCAAAUGCUGUUCAGCAACUUCACAAUGCUGAAAAUGUUUCUCUCAGCGUCUGCCACAGGAAUGAUAGCAUUCUCACUUCUGACCAUGAUCCCUGCCACAUCUAAAAAAAUGAAGCUGGCACUGAUUGAGUUUUUCAGUGGUCUGCGAACAAAAGGGUUUGCCUCGGCAGCUGUUGGUGGUGGUCUACUUGGUGUCGGCAUGACCUUGUCUGGGGCAUGUCCAGGUAUGGUACUUGCCCAGGUAGGAGCAGGUGUUCCAAACUCAGUUUAUACUAUGCUUGGUGGCUUCUGUGGAGUCUAUCUGUAUGCCCUCUCAGAGCCAGUGUUAACUCCAAUGUUCAGACCUGCCAGAAAGAGUCGAUAUGACACAUUGAAUGAGUACAUGAGCACUCCCUAUUUCAUCCUUGCUUGCCCCUUGGCAGCCAUUCUUGGACUGGCAGUCUUCACUGUAGAAGUUUUGUAUCCAUGGCACACUCAGGUAGAGAUUUCUGGAAGUGGGAUAUUAGGUUCUCGUGCUUGGCCACCCUAUGUAGCUGGAAUGAUUAUCGGAUGUUUGCAAAUACCUACUGUGUUAUCUGUUCAGGAUACUUUAGGUUCUGCUACCAGCUACGUGACCAUUGGCUCACAAAUUUUGGUUCUUAAACCUCUGCAAAAAACUUUUGAGUAUAUGAAGAAAUACAUGAGAGGACUUGGCAACUGGUGGCAGGUUUUUUAUGUUUCUGGAGCUAUCCUAGGAGCUCGUCUAUCAGCAUCAGCUUCAGACACAAUAGGUACAGUUGAAGGUAUAGGUCAUUGGUAUAGUUUCUUUGGUGGACUGGUCAUGCUCUAUGGCUCUCGCUUGGCAGGAGGAUGCACGAGUGGACAUGGGCUGUCUGGCAUGGGACUUUUAGCAUUGAUUUCAUUUGUGGCUGUGCCUUCCAUGUUUGCUGGUGGAAUAUCAACCGCUUUCCUGAUGAAGUAUGGUCUUGGUGUCACAAUGUAAAAUUUCAUAUUCUAGUCAAACUCACUAUGACCACGCUCAAAUCAGCAACCACUUGCUCUGAACAAUUGUUUCCCAUUAUUGUAAAUACUAUAUGCUCAGGGGCCGUAAUCAUUCUAAAAUGUAUACGUAAAUCAAAUGUAUUGUUUGAGACUCUUUAUAAUUAUAGCUUUUGCUACAAGUUUCUAGCAUUGUUGAAUCAAUCAAUAUUUGAUUGUGGUAGCACCAUAGAGCAUUGAACAAACCAAGCUACAAACAUCACUUCUCUAUUGUGGUUGUUAACUUUGUAAUGUUUGUAGAAUUUUCUUUUUACUUAGGGCUGUUUAUAACUAAGGCUAAUAUGUUCAUUUUUUUGGUAAUUUUUUUGUAUGGGCUUUGUCUUAUGUGACAUAUUGGGACACUACAUAAUAUGACAUGUAACAGUGCAAUCUGAAUGUUAUAUAUUGUGUGCCUGUAUUAAGAAUCUAUAGCUCAAUAAACUUUCUAUCAGUCUCUCAGCCUACUAGAGAGAAGAAAGAUUAAGUCCUGUCUUCCACCAUUAAGGAAACAAAUGUUUAUGAAUGCUGUGCAAGGAUUGGAACACAAUGUGCCAUAAUGAGAGUUACGUAGGCACUCCUCUGCAUUAGUGUUAUUUAUUUUGCAGUGUAAUUGCUUGAAGCAUGUUAAUUGAAUGUAUUCAAACCAUUUGUUCCAAACAAUGACAUAUACACAUAUCUUUAUAUUUAUUCCACUGGUAAUCAAACUUUUCAACUUUUUUUUUUUUUGAAAAUCUAUAAUAAAUAAAUAAAAUAAAU